CUCCGUGUGUUUCUAGUCUGAGCGUCCCGCGAUCAGGAGCCAUGAGCUACGGUCUGUUCUUCUCAGCUGAAACAUGGGCUCUGCUCAUGCUGUUUGUGGCGCUUCUGGUUAUAUAUGGAUAUUGGCCUCACAGUCAGUUCAAGAAGUUGGGAAUAGCAGGUCCCAAACCCAUCCCGUUCUUCGGAACGAUACUGAGAUAUCGAGAGGGGUUUCAUAAUUUCGAUCUUGAGUGUUUCAAGAAGUAUGGACGAGUCUGGGGUAUCUACGAUGCGAGGCAGCCCGUUCUGUGCAUCAUGGAUCAAUCCACCAUCAAAACCAUCCUGAUUAAAGAAUGUUACUCUCUCUUCACCAACAGAAGGAACUUCCGUCUGAACGGGCCUCUGUACGACGCCGUGUCCAUCGUUGAAGACGACGACUGGAGGAGAAUCCGCAGCGUCCUCUCGCCCUCCUUCACCAGCGGGAGGUUAAAGGAGAUGUUUGGCAUCAUGAAGACACACUCUCAAAUUCUAGUUCAGAAUCUGGGGAAAUCAGCAACACGAGGAGAGAACGUGGAUAUUAAAGAGUUCUUCGGCGCGUACAGUAUGGAUGUGGUGACCAGCACAGCGUUCAGCGUGGACAUCGACUCCCUCAACAACCCCAAAGAUCCAUUUGUGACCAACAUAAAGAAGAUGCUGAAGUUUGACUUCCUGAGCCCUGUGUUCCUGAUCAGCGCUUUGUUUCCUUUCAUGAUUCCCGUCCUGGCAAAAAUGGAUUUAGCAUUUUUCCCAACAUCUGUGACUGAUUUCUUCUACGCUGCCUUACAGAAGAUCAAGUCUGAAAGAGUGGCCAACGACCACAAGAAGAAGAGAGUUGACUUCCUGCAGCUGAUGGUCGAUUCUCAGACGGCAGGGAAAACUCAGCCUGGCGAGGAACACACCGAGAAAGGUCUGAGCGACCACGAGAUCUUAUCGCAGGCCAUGAUCUUCAUCUUCGCCGGUUACGAGACCAGCAGCAGCACUCUGUCGUUCUUAUUCUACAAUCUCGCAACCAACCCAGAGGCCAUGAAGAAACUGCAGGAGGAGAUCGACGAGACCUUCCCAAAUAAGGCCCCGGUGGACUACGAAGCCGUCAUGAACAUGGACUAUCUGGACGCCGCGCUGAACGAGUCCCUCCGGCUGUUCCCUGUCGCAGCUCGACUCGAACGGGUCUGCAAGAAAACGGUGGAAAUCAAUGGCAUCAUCAUCCCUAAAGAUAUGGUCGUCAUGAUCCCGACCUUCGCCCUCCACAGAGACCCGGAUUACUGGAGUGACCCCGAGAGCUUCAAACCGGAGAGAUUCACUAAAGGAAACAAGGAGACGGUUGACCCCUACAUGUACAUGCCCUUCGGCCUCGGUCCCAGGAACUGCAUCGGGAUGCGAUUUGCUCAGGUGACCAUGAAGCUGGCGAUCGUGGAGAUCCUGCAGAGGUUCGACGUCUCUGUGUGUGCGGAGACACAGGUUCCUCUGGAGCUCGGCCUAAGCGGUCUACUGGCUCCCAAAGACCCCAUCAAGCUCAAACUCGAGCCUCGGACAGCUUCAGACGUUUGUAACAACAAAUCGUAACGCAGCUCGUCCGCUGCACACUUCUUUAUCAGUCCGAGGAGAAGGUUUGAUGGGUCUUUUAAAAUAAAAGAAUUGACGUAGUCUCUAGUCUUCAGUGAAGAGGAGGAUUCGACUCGGACUGAGAGGUUUAGCAACUUUACUUUACUACAGUAGUGAAUGUCAGACAGAUUCUGUUGUUCCCUGAGACUCGUGUUUAAGUGUUUUACUUUGAUGAUUGAGAAAACGCAAGAAAUCAGAUCAACCUGUUAAAAAAUUAUAUGGAAAUGAUAAAGUUUAUCAAAGAAAUAAAGUGUACAGAAAUGUA
This is a messenger RNA of Rhinichthys klamathensis goyatoka, 1884 nucleotides long. RefSeq names its product cytochrome P450 3A30-like. The transcript is spliced from 13 exons. Bases 42 to 1580 code for a protein of 512 amino acids. Gene Ontology annotation, molecular function: heme binding; steroid hydroxylase activity; oxidoreductase activity, acting on paired donors, with incorporation or reduction of molecular oxygen, reduced flavin or flavoprotein as one donor, and incorporation of one atom of oxygen. The record is from RefSeq and is a predicted model, not a curated record. NCBI's taxonomy places the organism in Eukaryota, Metazoa, Chordata, Actinopteri, Cypriniformes, Leuciscidae.